CCUGUUCCACCACUGGCUUAGAAGCAAGCCAUAUCUCGCGGGAGUAGUACAAAGCCUCUGGGCGUUGCAAAGUCGUACACUCAGCUACACAGACUUCAACCUUGGUGUGGACAAGCUUGCUCCUAGUUACGGGUACACACGACGCAAACAGACGAAUCGUGCUUCCAAUGUUGCCUGCUCGCCGGCAAUAGCACUCGAACUUGCAUCAAUCAGACCGAAUGAUCUCAAUUAACUCCUUGGCCCCUUCGCCGUCAGGCGCCCAUGCACGUAUGAGCACCAGCUCAUCUCCCCCGCCCUCCAUGUCCUCCGCCAGCGACUCACCUCUCACAACACCCAACUUCGAUUCGUAUGUCUUCUCUGCUUCCGACUCACAAUCAGACGGCCGACGGGACUCACGCACAAGUCCUGAUGAUAUCGUACCCAAAGUUGAGGAGGCAGAGCUCGAACUAGCAGAUGUCAAGGAAGAGACUGACGAUCCUCCUAUCUCCCCAACAGAGCCUGUACGGAUACGUCGUGCUCGUGGCCGACCCCGGAUUCAUCCGCCCCGCUCACCCACAACUCUUUCAAAACAGGCAAAGGCGCGUUCGAAAACUGGUUGCACGACAUGUCGAAAACGAAAGAAGAAGUGUGACGAGACUAGACCCUUUUGUCUAUCGUGUCAAAAGAACAACAUACACUGCGAGGGCUACAAACCACUUGAGAUAUGGAAGAGUGGCAAGCAGAAAGCAGCCGAAGCACGGAAGCAAAGCGACGACAUGAAGUUCGAUCUUCCACCUUUGAUGGAAGGCGUCGAGAACGAUCUCGACCGUUCGCUCUUGCAACAUUUUGCCAACCGAGCAAGCGCAGUCCUCACCUUACAUGGCGACAAAGCAACAAACCCCUUCACCAAGAUCUUAUUACCGAUGGCGCUCGAGCAUGAAGGCUUGAUGCACUCGGUUCUGUGCUUAUCUGCCUCGCACAUGUAUUCAAUCAACCCAUCGCAAGAUUACGAAGAUCGUCAGGCAUUCCAUCGUGGAAAGGCGCUGCAGCUCUUGAAGCACGAUCUUGAGCGCCAGAAAGCCGGCGAGGGUGGAGUGAUGGUCUACAAAGACUCUAACGUUGCUCAGAUACUCCUGCAUCUUCUUCAUUCGAUCUGCGAUGGCAACACGUCUGGCGAGUACAGAAUGCACAUGGUCGCAGCGAAACAGAUUGCGAUGAGUCAAAAGUCUGCCAAUCCCGAGUUCCAGUCGCUCUUCGACGAGUUCUUCUACUACCACUGGAUUGCAAGUCAGAUCACCUCUAUGGACGGCGCCGAUAUGCCCAUAAUGGACGACUUCAAUCUGCCGUUCAAGAUCAACCCUGAGACUGCUGGUCUUAUUGGUGUGUCCGACGGUCUAUUCGGGUUCAUCUCCAAGAUAAGCAACCUAAGACGGCGCUUGCGGUCGCGCAUUGACGGCAACCUCGAACCAACGAUGGACUACGAAGCGUUGCUCGCUGCACAUGCAAUCGACACAGGCUUGCGUGGGUGGGUCUGCCCGCAAACACCUGAAACCCCGCGAUAUACUAUCUCAAUGCUCUAUCGCCAGGCCACGUGGGUCUAUCUCUAUCGCACAACAAAGAGUUCGCAUCCACAUUCAUACAUCAAGAGUGCCGUGGACGAUGGCAUUCGAUACAUCAACGAGCUGCCUGCAGAGGGUUGGAUUCAGAGCAACGUUCUUCUGCCGCUGUUCCUCAUUGGCUGCGCAGCAUUCGAAGAAGAGCAGCGCAUCGAAAUUGACCGAGCCUUCUCGGGUCUGAUCGCCUGUACAGGACUCGGUAAUAUUGGAUUCGCCAAAGAAGUCGUCGAUGACAUCUGGAAGCUCAUGGACGCUGGCGACCCGGAGUCAUGGGACUGGGAAAAGAUUAUUCACCAAAAAGGAUGGGACUUCCUUGCUACGUAAGACGGGCUUACACGCCACAUUUAUCCUUCUCACUUCGCUUCUCCAUUAUUGCAUUAUCACGAUUACUUCCACGGAGGAAAAAGGCGUAU
Messenger RNA from Didymella exigua CBS 183.55, 2008 nucleotides. RefSeq lists its product as uncharacterized. Gene Ontology annotation, molecular function: transcription cis-regulatory region binding; zinc ion binding; DNA-binding transcription factor activity, RNA polymerase II-specific. The transcript has 3 exons. Bases 219 to 1919 code for a protein of 566 amino acids. Gene Ontology annotation, cellular component: nucleus. Gene Ontology annotation, biological process: positive regulation of transcription by RNA polymerase II. Lineage: Eukaryota; Fungi; Ascomycota; Dothideomycetes; Pleosporales; Didymellaceae. The record is from RefSeq and is a predicted model, not a curated record.